UCUACUUAUCGUUGUUAAUCCGCAGUGAUCGAAAUUUUAAUCACAGCUGAGAACAAAUAAUUGACUAAAAAACAAAUACUUCAUACUAAGCGUUUUUGAGCGGGACACCACAGAGGAAGUAAUCCCAGAAACUUAAAAAAAACUCUGCCGGUCUUUUGUGUCCGGUGUGUCGCGGACAAAAAAUCGAGCGCUCCCAAGCUAACGCGGGAAACGCUGUUGUGUUGGUUCAGUGUUUCCACGGAGGAGCUGCAGCCGCGGCGGUCCACAUCGGUAAUACUCAUCAGCGGAAACAAUCAAUGCGCUUUCUUUCAUUUUGAGCAACUUCGCUCCGACUCGAGAGCGACUGUCCUCGACGGGGCCCGCCGGUCAGGACACCGAGUCGUCGGAAGCGUCUGAAGUUCGGCCGGAGGAGCCGUUAGGUUCACGCGGGUCCGCGCGGCUCGCCUGGCUCGUUAGCUCCCAGCACAAAGACGCUAAAGCAGUGGCCCCGCAGCUCACGGCGACGGCAGGCAUGGAUUCGUUUCAGAAGGUGGAGAAGAUAGGAGAGGGCACGUACGGAGUCGUCUACAAGGCCAAGAACAAAGUGACCGGAGAAACCGUCGCUCUGAAGAAAAUCAGGCUCGACGCGGAAACGGAGGGCGUACCAAGCACAGCCAUCAGAGAGAUUUCUCUUCUAAAAGAGCUCAGUCACCCAAACAUUGUCAAAUUGCGGGACGUCAUUCACACCGAGAACAAACUCUACUUGGUUUUUGAGUUUCUUCAUCAGGAUCUAAAGAAGUUCAUGGACUCUUCCUCAGUCACUGGCAUCCCGCUGCCUCUGGUUAAGAGUUAUCUUUUCCAGUUGCUUCAAGGCCUGGCCUUCUGCCACUCUCACCGAGUUCUCCACCGAGACCUGAAGCCUCAGAACCUCCUCAUCAACGCGCAGGGUGAAAUCAAGCUGGCCGACUUUGGUCUGGCCAGAGCCUUCGGAGUACCUGUACGCACAUACACACACGAGGUGGUCACACUUUGGUACAGAGCGCCGGAGAUUCUGCUGGGCUGCAAGUACUACUCGACAGGUGUCGACAUCUGGAGUCUGGGGUGCAUCUUCGCAGAAAUGAUCACCAGGAGGGCUCUGUUUCCCGGGGACUCGGAGAUCGAUCAGUUAUUCCGGAUCUUCCGUACCUUGGGGACCCCCGACGAGACCGUCUGGCCUGGAGUUACAUCCAUGCCUGACUACAAACCGUCCUUCCCCAAAUGGAUUCGACAGGAGCUGUCCAAAGUGGUGCCUCUUCUGGACGAGGACGGUCAAGAGCUGCUCGGAGAAAUGCUGAAGUAUGAUCCAAACAAAAGGUUGUCUGCCAAAAACGCCCUGGUCCACCGGUUCUUCCGCGACGUCAGCAUGCCGCUUCCUCAGCUGAGACUCUGAGAAAGACGUCUGACUGUUUUAAUUCCAGCCGUGCCCCAGCAAUAAGCACUCUGCCUCACCACGCUUCAGGCUCCUGACUGGCCCAGGACUGAAAAAAGUGGACACUACAGGAACGCCUCCUCAGUGCCUCAGUCAUGGUCUCGGGACGACAGAAGUCUCGAGUCUUUCUGUUUUUUCAGCCAUAAUGUAAAAUAGUUGUUUAAUUUUCUCUGUUGAUUUAUGUAUUUAUCUGUAGUUGCCGUGGACGUGCUUGUGAUUUUUGUGAAGGGCUGUAUCUGAAAGAGCCAGUCACUUCUGUUCUGUUCUCGGGAUCAAUUUAAAAGCUAUGCCGGUUCUAGGAAGUUUGGACUUAAAGAAGACGUGGCCCAACAGUUAGUUGAAAUGAUGGGUGUGUUGGGAGAAGUGCAAAUAGAGGCUGGCGAGCCGUGAGCAAAGGCUCAACAGACGGCAGCGGCUCGUGAGGCCACCAAACGUUUUCUAGUGAAGUUCUCUCACUAACUCAAACUCAGCGUUCGGGGACAGGUAUGUUGAAGUGAUUUUAUAAAUGCACCUUUAUUAUGCAUAAAUGAGAAUUUACAUCUGCCAGCAGGAGUCUCCACCAGAUGUACAAAUGUUCUUUAAGAGUCACAUUUUACAGAAUUUAAUGUACUGUUGGUUUGUUCUUACUCCAGAUUUUAUCCAAAAAUAACAGUUUUUAUAGAAAAAUAAAAACGAUUAGCUGUUUCUGACUGUGUGAUUACAUCCUGAAUGGAAUACAUGUGGCUUACAGGAGCUUUGUGGUGGGAAGUUUUCAGAUUUCUGGUCUUAGUCUGCAGGUUUCUCUCCAAAUGUAACAAUUCUGCCAAAUUCUUUGUGUGAUCAAAUACCAGCCUCAGAGCCUGUCUGGUGUUAUUAAAUCAAAUUAUUUCCACAGCUCGGUAAUCUUUGGC
Salarias fasciatus (jewelled blenny) is the source of this 2337-nucleotide messenger RNA. It is a transcript of the gene cdk2, whose product is annotated as cyclin dependent kinase 2. Lineage: Eukaryota; Metazoa; Chordata; Actinopteri; Blenniiformes; Blenniidae. The record is from RefSeq and is a predicted model, not a curated record. Gene Ontology annotation, cellular component: cyclin-dependent protein kinase holoenzyme complex; nucleus; cytoplasm. The transcript is spliced from 7 exons. Gene Ontology annotation, molecular function: cyclin binding; ATP binding; cyclin-dependent protein serine/threonine kinase activity. Gene Ontology annotation, biological process: signal transduction; regulation of gene expression; protein phosphorylation. The coding region runs from base 512 to 1408 and encodes 298 amino acids.